UCUGUAAUUUGCCCCAAAUCUCAGACCUAGGGUUUCACUUGCAAACCUUCUUCUUCCGAAAAGGUUGAUUGCAAAAGAAUAUCGUAACUUUGAAGAAAAUGAAGCCCAUUUUUUGCGGAAACCUGGAUUUCGACGCAAGACAAUCUGAUGUUGAGAGGCUUUUCAGAAAAUACGGGAAGAUUGAUAGAGUUGACUUGAAGUCUGGAUUACUUGGAAAGUUGGAAUGUCCAUGGUCUUCUUGGAUGGAUGUGCUUCUCUGCAUUUCUUUAUAGAAUGUGCCCCCGCUUCUCCUUCUUGUAUUUUUCCAGAAGAAAUAUUCUGAUCUGCCUUAGCCCUGCCAUUCUGCAUUCCCUCAACAUUCAUUGCUUUUUCAUUCCUCAUGAGUUUUGCUCAGUGUUCAAUUUCCGACAUGUUUCAACAUAUGAACCAUGAUGAUUUCGCAACUGUGGCAGGGUUUGCUUUUAUCUACAUGGAGGAUGAACGUGAUGCCGAGUAUGCAAUCAGACGACUUGAUCAAACAGAAUUUGGUAGAAAAGGGCGCCGGAUUCGUGUUGAGUGGACUAAGCAAGAACGUGACAACAGAAGGUCUGGUGGUGAUUCAAAAAAAUCUUCAACUAAUACAAGACCAUCGAAGACUUUGUUUAUCAUAAAUUUUGAUCCCGUUCAUACCAGGUCAAGGGAUUUAGAGAGACACUUUGAUCCCUAUGGGAAAAUAUCAAAUAUAAGGAUCAGAAAGAAUUUUGCUUUUAUCCAAUUUGAAACCCAGGAGGAAGCCACUAAAGCUUUGGAAGCUACUAACCUGAGCAAGUUUAUGGACCGUGUUAUCACAGUUGAGUAUGCUAUAAGAGAUGAUGAUGUCAGAAAGGAUGGAUACAGUCCUGAUAGAAGAGGUCGCGACUCCCCUGAUGGGAGGUACGGUCGUGGCAGAUCCCCAAGUCCUUAUCGUAGAGGUAGGGGUAGCCCUGACUAUGGUCGUGGAUCGAAUCCAGCUUCUAGACCAGAGCCAAGAGGAAGCCCCAAGUAUGAACGAGCUGAAAGCCCAAUGAAUGGAAGAUAUGAUAGCCGAUCUCCCCCACCUCGAGAUAGGUCACGAGAUAUGUCACGAGAUAGGUCACGAUCCUGAGGAGUAGCUGAAUAGAACUGUGUGUGAAAUUAUUGCUGGACCAUUUUCAUUUCAUUCCUUCUUAUGUUACUCCAUAGUUUGGCAGCAGAAAAACUCAGACUUAUUUAUUGUAUUUACUCUUAUGUUUGGUUAGGAUCUAGAUGUGCGAUGUGCAAAGACAUUAUAUAUUAAUAUUAGGUAUAUAGUUGUGUUACUUAUCAAGUUUUAUGUUUUUUUAUUGAAAAAUGAUUUAUUUAACCUUACUUUGAA
Molecule: messenger RNA, 1372 nt
Organism: Cicer arietinum (chickpea)
Lineage: Eukaryota; Viridiplantae; Streptophyta; Magnoliopsida; Fabales; Fabaceae
Product: serine/arginine-rich splicing factor RS40-like
Molecular function (GO): RNA binding
Source: RefSeq, a predicted model, not a curated record